CUAACCCAAGCAGCAACCGAUCGGCUCGGAUCGGAGCAGCCAUGGCCGCGGAGACGGAGACUAGUCCCCUCGUUGGAGUCGUGCCAGCGCCGGAUACCAAGGCCCCCCGCGCCGCCGCAUCCGCGCCCUGCGCGCCGCCGCAGCUGAGGAGAGGGAGAAGAUGUUGCUUCCCCGGCCACGGCCACGGCCAGCACCCGGGCCCUUCUCUCGCCUCGCGCGGCUGUGGCGCCGGUUCUUCGUCCGAUUUGAUCCCGACUCCAUCCCCGUCUGUCAUCCGCUGGAUCGCGAACAGCUCGAAAUGCUUGAACGACAAAAAACGCCUGGGUACUUCGAGGGAUUGGCUUGGGAUCGCCAGCUUGUCACGGAAUGCCUGCAGCACUACAACUCUAUGCAUUCGGGCGAUGAGUAUGAGCCUGCUCCUGGCAAGGUGUCUCAGCAUCCCCAUUUUCACAAUGGCAUUUGCUGGACUCAUGGAAACUUCGUGGCUCGUAAGAAGCGCUCUGGUUGCUUCUCAUUCCUGCCUGCUCCACGGACUCUCUUCUUCUUCGAGCUUGCUUAUAGAAAUGGUUUCAAUGGAGUCGUCACUUGCACCGCCUUAGAUGAACCAGUUACUGAAGCCUACAGUGUCUUGGGUUUCCCUCUUUGGUGCUCUGCACGUCGGACUGGCAUAUUUGAUUUCGUUUGCAAGACAUGCUACUGUCGCUUUGAUGUUCCACGUCCUGGCAUGCAGAAGAUGUUUGCGUGUGGACAUAACAAUGUGGGGAAGGUCUGUGAGAUGUGCUAUCGUCGCUCCCAUGUGCUGCAUCCAUACCCAGGAGAAUUUGCGUUUGGCUAUCAUGAUCCUUACCACCCGUACUCUGCUGAGUGCUGAGCACUGAUACUAUCAAUCGCUGUGGAUGGGAAACUGGCGUCAUAAAUACUCGUUUUAUUUGGCUUGCUGGUUGGAAUGACUAUGUAAGGAACUUAACGUGAUGCUCUCUUUCCAUGUAUUGAGUAACUUGAAGCUACAAAUUAGCCAAGUUUCUACGACUUGGAGAACUGUUUGCAUAUAUAUGCUUCUGCUGCUGGAAACGUGUGAAAAAUGUUAGCCUUUUCCA
Sorghum bicolor (sorghum) is the source of this 1097-nucleotide messenger RNA. RefSeq lists its product as uncharacterized. Bases 161 to 871 code for a protein of 236 amino acids. The record is from RefSeq and is a predicted model, not a curated record. The transcript has 5 exons. Lineage: Eukaryota; Viridiplantae; Streptophyta; Magnoliopsida; Poales; Poaceae.